GCCGUCUUUUCAUCGCCCUCCAGUACAGUAAUAACAUGGUAGUCGUCGUUUUCCCUCGUCGUCAGAGCCGCGGUCACUCCCUGCCCGAACUUGCGGCGAGGAUCAGGUACAAGCUCGCUGCCAUUGGAGCCCAGAUGGCGCAGAUGCCAUUACCGUUACACGGCGCCUGCCGAAUACAGCCUUACAUACACGGGCCCGAUCAAUUGAGAUUUUGUUGUGCGUUUCUCAUUCGGGCCGCAAACUCUACCGACAUGGACAGGACGUCUGAUGCUCGGGACGGAGUCGUUGGGCAGGAUGGUAACACCGAUAUGCUUUGGCCUUGUGCACUUCAAAUGCUAACUUGGAGUGCGAGGAUGCCGCCCGACCGGCUCUUUUGUUGCCAUGCGAUGCUGGUACCGAGUCAAGUUGCUGCAUUUCCUCGAACCUCUCAGCUUCGCCUCCCGUCAACCUUCCAGUGCGAAUCACCAUGUGUGGAUGUCAGGUUACUGCCCACCUCCACCACUGACACUCACACCACCCGUGCCUCCUGUCACUGGCAUUAGCCGCAGCAGGGUGUUGACCCCAUGAGCAUCAGAAACAAUUCUUCGUUUUCGCCUGGUCCUCUUAGAAAGCGCAACGGCUUUUCCUCAGGGAGAAGGGCAUACCCGUCCCUCGGGCGAUGCGUAGUGGUUCGGAUGUGACAAUGACA
Molecule: messenger RNA, 688 nt
Organism: Canariomyces notabilis
Lineage: Eukaryota; Fungi; Ascomycota; Sordariomycetes; Sordariales; Chaetomiaceae
Exons: 1
Coding region: 36-542 (168 amino acids)
Source: RefSeq, a predicted model, not a curated record